Messenger RNA from Gracilinanus agilis (Agile Gracile Mouse Opossum), 2523 nucleotides. RefSeq names its product trafficking protein particle complex subunit 12 (gene TRAPPC12). Gene Ontology annotation, molecular function: protein binding. NCBI's taxonomy places the organism in Eukaryota, Metazoa, Chordata, Mammalia, Didelphimorphia, Didelphidae. Gene Ontology annotation, cellular component: TRAPP complex; Golgi apparatus. The record is from RefSeq and is a predicted model, not a curated record. The transcript is spliced from 11 exons. The coding region runs from base 1 to 2391 and encodes 796 amino acids.
AUGGAACAUGUAGAUGGUUCUGACCAGAAUAUGAAGGAGGAAUCACUUCCAGGUGAAGUGGAAGGUAGGAAUGUAAUUCAGCAUGUUACUCAGGAAGAACAAGGACAACUCCUUUUUCAUGAAGAAACCAUUGAUCUUGGUGGAGAUGAAUUUGGAUCUGAAGAGAAUGAAACUGUUUCAGAAGAUUCAAAUAACUUCAUAGAUAAGCUUAAUGAGCACAUGAUGGAAAGUGUUAUUAUUUCUGAUUCUCCCAACAACAGUGAAGAUGAUGCAGGUGAACUUGGUUGCUUGCAGGACAUUGUUGAGCCUGCAGAAGACAAAAGUGAUCACAAUUUGGAACAUAUACUAGAUAAAGAAGAGAUGGUGACCCUGAGUAAUGAUAGUGAAACUGAUCAUGAUGAUACACCUAAAGACAUUUCUGACAUAACAAGUGACAGCAGAGCAUCUUUGAAAGAAGAGCUGAUUCAAGAAGAAACAAAAGAUGAACCCAUGUUUGUAAAGGAAGGAACAAUUGACUCAGCUCCAAGUGAUGACAAAACUAACCCAGAGGAGCAGAUGUCAGAAAUAUCUUCCAGUCAGUCUUCUAAGGAUGAUCCUAUUCCUGUGUGUACCAUUUUCAGCCAGUCAAAUCAAGCUAAUUCUCAGCCUCAGUUGUUCCUUCAUGAUGGCUUUGAACCCCAGAUGGUGAAAUCUCCCAGUUUUAGCAGUGCAAGUGAAACUUCUGCCAAGACCCCACCACAGGUGGUUCAGCCAAGUCCUAGCCUAAGCAAAUUUUUUGGAGAUACUGUUAAUACUAAUUCCUUGGCUUCUGAUUUUUUUGAUUCAUUUACUACCUCUACUUUUAUUUCUGUCAGUAAUCCAAAUGCAGGUACCUCGGUGCCAGAAAAACUGUCCUCUCUCUCUACCCCAGUGGGUGAAAGUUCUCCUGAUUCUGCUGAUCCUUCUUACUCCAUGGGGAUUGAAAGAUCAGAAUCUGGUGUUUCCACAGCAUCUCUGGAAGCUUCUCAGUCUCCAAAACCAUUUUCACAGAUCCAGGCUGUGUUUGCAGGGAGUGAUGACCCUUUUGCCACAGCCCUGAACAUGAGUGAAAUAGAUCGAAGAAAUGAUGCAUGGCUUCCCAGUGAGGACACAAGAAAUGUUUUAAUUUCUGUAGCAACUCAACAGUAUAGUACAGUAUUCAUAGAUAAGGAAAAUCUCACCAUGCCAGGCUUAAAAUUUGACAAUAUUCAGGGAGAUGCAGUUAAAGACUUGAUGCUCCGUUUCCUGGGUGAACAAGCUGCAGCAAAGAGACAAGUUUUGAAUGCUAACUCAGUGGAACAGUCUUUUGUUGGAUUGAAACAGCUAAUUAACAGCAAAAACUGGAGAGCAGCAGUUGACCUAUGUGGACGACUUCUUACAGCCCAUGGCCAAGGCUAUGGCAAAAGUGGUCUACCUACCAGUCACACAACAGAUUCUCUACAGCUCUGGUUCGUGAGGCUGGCUUUGUUAGUGAAACUGAGCCUUUUCCAGAAUGCUGAAGUGGAAUUUGAGCCUUUUGGGAAUCUGGACCAGCCUGAUCUUUAUUAUGAGUACUACCCUCAUGUAUAUCCUGGUCGAAGAGGCUCAAUGGUGCCUUUCUCAAUGAGGAUUUUGCAUGCAGAGCUUCAACAAUACCUGGGAAACCCUCAAGAGUCACUUGAUAGGCUUCACAGCAUGAAAACCAUCUGUAGUAAGAUACUGAGAAAUUUGGAACAAGGCUUAGCUGAAGAUGGGAGCAUGAGUAACAUUACACAAGAAAACAGGAAUGCCUCUGUUCAGCUGUGGAGGUCACGUCUGGGCCGGGUGAUGUACUCCAUGGCAAACUGUCUGCUAAUGAUGAAGGAUUAUGUACUUGCUGUUGAUGCAUAUCAUUCAGUCAUCAAAUAUUACCCAGAACAAGAGCCUCAGCUGUUGAGCGGAAUUGGAAGAAUUUUCCUUCAGAUUGGAGACAUAAAAAUGGCUGAAAAGUAUUUUCAAGAUGUUGAGAGAGUAUCACAGAAACUGGAUGAACUUCAGAAUAAAAUAAUGAUUUUAAUGAACAGAGCAUUCCUUCAUCUUGGACAGAAUAACUUUGCAGAGGCUCACAAAUUCUUCACAGAAAUUCUGAGGAUUGAACCAACAAAUGCGGUGGCUAAUAACAAUGCUGCUGUUUGUCUGCUUUAUCUGGGGAAAUUGAAGGAUUCCCUCCGGCAGCUGGAAGGGAUGGUUCAGCAGGACCCUAAACACUACCUACAUGAGAGUGUUCUUUUCAAUUUGACAACUAUGUAUGAACUGGAGUCAUCCCGCAGUAUGCAGAAGAAGCAGUCUCUGCUUGAGGCUGUAGCUGUCAAAGAGGGUGACAGCUUUAACACUCAGUGUCUCAAGUUAGGAUAGAUCAUUUAAUUUUGCCAGUUCCUUUCCUGAAAGGCUAAUGGUUUUUAACCCCCCCCCCCCAAAAAACUGUAUAUAUUAAAGCUAAUAUAUAAAUGUUACUGUAACUGAUUAAAUAAAAAUCUCUUGUAUUAU